GAAAUCUCGCGAGAUUUGGCGUCUUCACAUACGUGGCUUUUCUGUCUGCUUUUCCGGUUUGGGUGAAUCACUAAUAGCCGUCAACAUGGAGCUGGAGGCCAUGACCAGAUACACGAGUCCGGUGAACCCGGCUGUAUUUCCUCACCUCACUGUGGUGCUGCUUGCAAUUGGAAUGUUCUUCACAGCCUGGUUUUUUGUCUACGAGGUAACGUCCACAAAAUACACACGAGACGUAUACAAGGAGCUGCUCAUCUCACUGGUCGCGUCACUCUUCAUGGGCUUUGGCGUUCUCUUCCUGCUGCUUUGGGUUGGAAUCUAUGUGUGAUGGUUGCAGGUUGACAAGAACAUUCCAACUGCUCUCCUUUAGUGCUUAUAGAUGUCUCUACACACACACACACACACACACACACACACACACACACACACACACACACACACACACAGGGAUUGGACUUUGCACUGGCAACAUUUUGAACAGUUUGUGCUUUGAAUUCUCCAAUAAAGAUUUUGUACAAAUUUCA
Molecule: messenger RNA, 521 nt
Organism: Tachysurus vachellii
Lineage: Eukaryota; Metazoa; Chordata; Actinopteri; Siluriformes; Bagridae
Gene: tmem258
Product: transmembrane protein 258
Exons: 4
Coding region: 86-325 (79 amino acids)
Biological process (GO): protein N-linked glycosylation
Cellular component (GO): membrane-bounded organelle
Source: RefSeq, a predicted model, not a curated record